GGCGGCAGCGCAUGCGUCGUGUGUGUUCCUGGCCAGAAGAUGAGGCGGUGAUGGUGGUCUCACUAUCUCCCCGCCCCCCGGCUCCCGGAUGUAGCGGAUGAGGCAGCGUCAGGCUCGCUCCUGCCCCCAGGACGUGUAGGUGGCUGGCGAGCAGCUCGAGCCGGAGCCUGCGCGAGCCACAUCCUCGCCCCGCAGAGCGACCGGCCCCGGCCAAGCGGAGAGGCCCCGCUCCCCUCCUGUAGUGCAGCCCCCGCGGAGACGACCCCCGUGGCCGGGCCUCCCGCCGGGCCCCCGCGUCCUUCCACCGGGCCCGUGCGCGAGGGGCGGCCCCGGCAUGAGCAGCGCCCGGAACAACCGCGUGAUGGUGGAGGGGGUCGGGGCCCGGGUGGUGCGGGGCCCGGACUGGAAGUGGGGGAAGCAGGACGGCGGCGAGGGCCACGUGGGCACCGUGCGCAGCUUCGAGAGCCCGGAGGAGGUGGUGGUGGUUUGGGACAACGGCACCGCGGCCAAUUACCGCUGCUCCGGGGCCUAUGACCUGCGCAUCCUGGACAGCGCGCCCACCGGUAUCAAGCAUGAUGGAACUAUGUGUGAUACUUGUCGACAGCAGCCAAUCAUUGGCAUCAGAUGGAAAUGUGCUGAAUGCACAAAUUAUGACUUAUGCACAGUUUGUUAUCAUGGGGACAAACAUCACUUGAGGCAUCGUUUUUAUAGAAUAACCACACCAGGAAGUGAAAGGGUGCUGUUAGAGUCUCGUCGUAAAUCCAAGAAAAUUACAGCAAGAGGAAUCUUUGCAGGUGCCAGGGUGGUACGAGGAGUUGACUGGCAGUGGGAAGAUCAAGAUGGUGGCAAUGGACGUAGGGGGAAGGUAACUGAAAUCCAGGACUGGAGUGCAUCAAGCCCACACAGUGCAGCAUAUGUUUUAUGGGACAAUGGCGCUAAAAAUCUUUACAGAGUUGGCUUCGAGGGCAUGUCUGACCUGAAAUGUGUUCAGGAUGCCAAAGGAGGCUCUUUCUACAGGGACCACUGUCCUGUGCUAGGUGAGCAAAAUGGUAACAGGAAUCCUGGUGGGUUGCAGAUUGGUGAUCUGGUAAACAUUGACCUCGAUUUAGAAAUUGUACAGUCUUUGCAGCAUGGUCAUGGGGGAUGGACUGAUGGCAUGUUUGAGACCUUAACCACCACUGGCACAGUUUGUGGCAUUGAUGAAGAUCAUGACAUAGUAGUACAGUAUCCAAGCGGCAACAGGUUCUUGCUUUCUGAAGAUGCUGCUCUUACACAGGAGAGUGAGGCGUGGACAUUUAAUCCAGCUGUUCUCACCAAAGCCAAUGUUGUCCGAAGUGGAGAUGCUGCUCAAGGUGCAGAAGGAGGUACCUCACAGUUUCAAGUGGGUGACCUUGUUCAAGUUUGUUAUGAUUUAGAACGAAUCAAGCUUCUUCAAAGAGGUCAUGGAGAAUGGGCUGAAGCAAUGCUCCCCACUUUAGGUAAAGUUGGCCGGGUCCAACAGAUUUAUUCAGACAGUGACUUAAAAGUAGAGGUUUGUGGGACCUCUUGGACAUACAAUCCAGCAGCUGUCUCAAAGGUGGCAUCAGCAGGAUCAGCUAUAAGCAAUGCAUCUGGUGAGAGAUUGUCCCAACUUUUGAAGAAACUGUUCGAAACACAAGAAUCUGGGGACCUCAAUGAAGAACUUGUUAAAGCUGCUGCUAAUGGAGAUGUAGCUAAAGUGGAAGAUUUGCUAAAGAGACCGGAUGUGGAUGUGAAUGGGCAGUGUGCUGGACACACAGCUAUGCAAGCAGCCAGUCAGAAUGGACAUGUUGACAUUUUGAAAUUACUUCUGAAACAGAAUGUGGAUGUGGAAGCAGAGGACAAAGAUGGAGACAGGGCUGUUCACCACGCAGCUUUUGGAGAUGAAGGUGCUGUGAUAGAGGUUUUGCACAGAGGCAGUGCAGAUUUGAAUGCUCGCAACAAACGAAGACAGACUCCACUUCAUAUUGCUGUUAACAAAGGUCAUUUACAAGUUGUGAAGACUUUACUGGACUUUGGCUGUCAUCCUAGUCUCCAGGAUUCUGAAGGUGAUACUCCGCUCCAUGAUGCGAUAAGUAAAAAGCGUGAUGACAUCCUGGCUGUACUGUUAGAAGCUGGGGCAGAUGUUACUAUUACAAACAACAAUGGAUUUAAUGCUCUCCAUCAUGCUGCGCUAAGAGGGAAUCCCAGUGCAAUGCGUGUACUGCUGUCCAAGCUACCACGGCCAUGGAUUGUGGAUGAGAAGAAGGAUGACGGCUAUACUGCUUUACAUUUGGCAGCACUCAAUAAUCACGUGGAAGUGGCUGAACUCUUGGUGCAUCAGGGCAGUGCUAACCUGGAUAUCCAGAAUGUAAACCAGCAAACUGCACUGCACCUUGCCGUUGAACGACAGCACACACAAAUAGUUAGGCUCUUAGUCCGUGCAGGUGCUAAACUGGAUAUUCAGGAUAAAGAUGGGGAUACUCCUCUGCAUGAAGCCCUGAGGCAUCAUACUUUGUCACAGCUUCGCCAGCUCCAAGACAUGCAAGAUGUGGGCAAGGUAGAUACUGCUUGGGAGCCAUCAAAGAACACAUUAAUAAUGGGACUUGGUACCCAGGGAGCAGAGAAGAAGAGUGCAGCAUCUAUUGCCUGCUUUCUGGCUGCUAACGGAGCUGACCUCAGUAUUCGUAAUAAGAAGGGUCAGUCUCCUCUUGACCUCUGCCCUGAUCCUAGUCUCUGCAAAGCAUUGGCUAAAUGUCACAAAGAAAAAGUCAGUGGACAGGUUGGCUCUCGAAGUCCUUCUAUGAUCAGCAAUGACUCAGAAACUUUAGAAGAAUGUAUGGUGUGUUCAGACAUGAAGAGAGAUACAUUAUUUGGCCCAUGUGGACAUAUUGCUACCUGUUCCCUCUGCUCACCACGGGUCAAGAAAUGCCUCAUCUGUAAAGAGCAAGUUCAGUCCAGAACAAAGAUUGAAGAAUGCGUGGUGUGUUCAGACAAGAAAGCAGCAGUACUCUUCCAGCCUUGUGGUCACAUGUGUGCUUGUGAGAACUGUGCAAGCCUGAUGAAGAAGUGUGUGCAGUGCCGGGCAGUGGUUGAGCGGAGAGUGCCGUUCAUUUUGUGUUGCGGAGGAAAAGGUACAGAAGAUACCACUGAUGACAUUUCAAGUGGAAACAUUCCAGUUUUACAGAAAGACAAGGACAACACUAAUGUCAAUGCAGAUGUACAGAAGCUGCAGCAGCAGUUACAAGACAUAAAGGAACAGACCAUGUGCCCUGUUUGUCUGGAUCGUCUGAAGAAUAUGAUCUUUCUCUGUGGCCACGGAACAUGUCAGCUUUGUGGAGACCGAAUGAGUGAAUGCCCUAUAUGCCGCAAGGCUAUAGAACGAAGAAUCCUUUUGUAUUAAUAAAAAAAAGUGUCUUCUGUUAGCUUAUCAAAUUGUCAGUACAUUUUGGUCAUCAAAUCUCUAUGUUUGAAAGGCAGUUGAAGGUUCUAAUGAAAACAUUUCUAAUACUGCAGUGCAUAUGUGCUACAUUGUAAGUGCUUAAAGACUAAACACAUCAGAAAAGAAAACAGUAUUUGAACAGUCAACUUUUAGUUGUACUAUCAAGAGACAGCUAAGAUAAGGCUAAAUUAAUAAAGCAGUCUUUUCCCCCCACCCCCUUAAAGCACCAAGUGUAAAGGGACAAUCAUGAUUUUCUAUUUUGGUAUCUUUAAAGUUUUUAUAUGUACGUAUGGACUUUAAUUUCAGCCAUCAAGCGAUGUAGAUUUUGUACUGCCAGUUGCUUUCAAAUGUUUAUUUUUUUUAGCCCAAGUUUGACACCUCUUCAGCAUAUGCUCAAUUGUCAAAUGACAGAAAGUUAUGCCUCAUAGUACUAUUGUCUUGAAAGGUACAGUAAUGCAAAAUCAGCACAAUAUAUCCAAGUAGUAUUCAGUACCAUACAGUUCCUAUAAGAUGACAUCAAAAUAUAACCAUAUGGAUAACUGACUGUAAUGUGCCCUAUAUGCUCAGUGUGGAUUUCGAGGACAAUGUCAGUGGAAAGAAACAUAAAUUUGCUUUAGGAAUGUUAUGCCACCAAAACUGUACUUCAGUCUGACAGGAUCAAAUUAAACUAAAUAAGGAACUUCUUAAUCCUGUCGACAAAAAAACCUAAUAUAUAGAAUUGCGAAAGGAGAGUGCUGAUUUUUUUUCUUUACGAGGUAUUUGAAAAAUAAAGUGUAGAUGAGUUAUCAAUUUCACACCUAAAGAGUGUAGUUGAUUAAAAUCUUUGAGGAACAAGUGUAUAAUCAGAGAGUAAGGAAAUUAUGGGUCUCAUGAUCUAAGGAAACUGGGUGGUAUAUUUUUCCUUUGAAUUUUGUAGAAAUCAGCUGCUCUUUAAAUCCAUCUUUUCUGUUGCAGACUGCAUUUCUUACAUAAAUCAGUGUGGUGUUCUAUUAAGCCCUUCUUACAGAAGAAUUAUCUGUAGGGAAACUGUAGCAACAGCAAAGGAAGUAAAGUAUAUAUUGUCCAUUCAUCUCAAUGGGGUAUUAAUUUCAGAGCCCAGCAGAGACCAUUUAAUAGCUAAUAUUAAGCAAGACAGUGGUGAUAAGUCUGGGGGUUUCCUGACACAUGGAUAGGCAACUAGAAACUGAUUGGUCAGAGUUAGCUAGGAUUUGUAUUGCACUUAUAGAUGGCUCUUUGACUACUACCAGCAGCUCUAAAACAUGAGUAAGAGCACAAUCCAAAUGUUCUUCAUGCUUUGGUGGUGGGACCGUAAUCAGGAUUUCAGGAAAAAAGUUAAAUUCGAAGCUAUUACAGCCAAAUGAUGAUGGCAUAUAAAAGCCGUUCAGCAGUUACCUGAAUUACUGAUUGUAUAGAAUAUGAAAUCAGUGCUUUUUGUCUUUUAGUCCUGAUUUGGACAAUUUAUUUCAAAGAUUUUGAACUAUACAGUGUAUUCAGUUAGGUGCCUUCCUUGCAGCUAACAUUAGUCUCCUUCAUUUAACUCCUGUUACACGUGGCAGGGACAUGAAAGUGGGAAUUGGUCUGGGGAAGAUCAAGAUGAGAAUGAAGUGAUUCAUAGUCUGCAUUCUUCACUUGGAAAAUCACAUGCUUACACAAUGCACAGUCUUCUGAAGUGUGUGAUAAGCUUGUGUUGAUCUUUGGAAUUCUGCAGACUUCAGCCAAAAUCUCAGAAGAAUUUACCAAUGCUUUUAAAGUAUUGAUCAUGCAGUUAGAAUACCUGUAUGGUAGAAGGAAACUCGACAGUGGUUUCUUAGAAAAUCAAUACAUAAUGCAUUAGCUGACAAAACAAUCUAUGCCCCAAAAUUUCUGUUCCAACAUGUAAAUGUUCCUUGCUCUUUUAAACUCGGGUUGGAACAAUCCAGUCCAGUAUUCUUUGUUCUGAUGUUCCAGCAGUCGUAUAUAUACACCAUAAAUCUCACUCUGUGUUUGGUCGUUUACAUAGCUUUCUGCUUUGCCUGGGGCUUUGAGUCCCUAUUCUAAAAGAGGCAGAUCUCAGUAUCUUCUAUACAAAAUCUUUGGUUGUCAGUAAAUCUCAUCCUCAGUUUAGCAGUCCCACAGCUGAUUUAAUUGCUUUAGCUCUAGGAAUUUUAUAUACUUUUGGAGUUGCAGCCUGGUUAACUGAGGUUUUAGAAUUCCAGUCUGAGAGAAUUGGGAAAAUUCUUACAUUCUGUGUUCUUAUAUGAUCAGAAUAGUUCUGAUAGGAUUUUCCAAUGUUUUUGGGAAAAUGAUUUGGUAGCCCAUUCCGCUUAACAUAAGGGUCACUUGGCUUCUGUGGCUAGUAUUGCACAGCAGGACCCUUUGGCUUCAUGUCCCCCGUCAACGAUUCUCCAGAAGAACUGGUUCUCUCUAAUAUGGCACAACACUGGACCCCUCGCUAUGAAUUUCAUUCUCUUGUAUCUUGUGUCUGUGACAUGGUUCUCUUUAAGCCAGAUCAGACUCAUUUUUGAGCACUAUUUCAUACUUAAAUUAUUCAGAAAGACCUCUCCAUAAAGUCUCAGUCCAAAGUACCUGAUUAACAGUUGAUCAUCACUCCUGCUCUAUCGCUUGGUAAAUUCAGUUCUAACUCAAAACCCCAUUAUGGUAGCUCAAUGCACUACUUACUGCAUAGCAGUCGAUAUUUUUAUAACAUUUAAGUAAAUUGUGAUAGGGUUUUGUUAGCAUUCAGCAAUGGAACAAGCCAGUGGUAAGAUGCUAUUUUUUCAUGCAAUUUUCAACUGUUUAAAUAGUCUGAAUUAAAUCUUGUCUCUACUAAAGUCAGUGGGUGUUCUCAUUUCAGUGGGACUGUGAUUUCACCCUCUAUCGUGUCUUAUUUGCCUGAUCUUUUCAGGUUGUCUGAAUUAAUUUAACCAAAUGUUGCCAUCUGAUGAUGUAACUAAUACUUGAACCAAAUUUAACAGGGCAUUUAAGUAUUUUCCUAAAGGACUAAAUCAAGGCAUCCAGGGUAGCAAUGCUGAGCAUACUUCAUCUGUGGGGAGCACAGAUGUCAGGUGAUAGAGGAGUUCUGUCAGAUGUCAGGUGUGUUGAUUACAGGAGUUCAGUUCACUGUUUGCUUUAUGUUUUUCAUCAGUUCCUCAGCUACAAAACUAUAGCUGCUGUAAGAUAGCCAUAGAUUGUGUGUGUGUGUGUGUGUGUGUACACACACACGCGCGCACGCUACUCCAAGAGCUGUCCUUUCCACACCAUGGUCCUUGGUUUGUCCCCAUCAACACAUACAGACCUCUCAUUAUGUUUCUGUUUUUGUGUUCAGCUUGAUUGAGCAGUGUUGCAUGCAUGAUUCCAUGUAAAAAAUGUAAUGAUGAUAUCACAAAUUCAAGCCAAAUAGUUUAAUUAGACAACUGCUUUUAAAAAAAGUAAUUAAGCAGUUUAACUUUGUAGCGCUUAUUGUUUAAGGUGCUGGUAUUGGCAUUCUGUUUACAGGCGAGAGUUUAUCCCAAUUGAUAUUAUGAAGUCAGAUAUAGUACUUUCAAAAUGACUUUUAAUUGAUUUUAAGAAAUGUUUGCCAAAACAUUGUUGCAUAUGUAAAUAGAUGUUUAGACUUGUACACUAUCUCUUCAGAUUGGAAUGUAUGUUAAAGCUAAAGAUUUAGGUAGCUUUGAAGAAACCAGCUGUAUCAGACCAUAUUUAUACAGUAUAUUCACAUCACUUAGCAAUAGUAUGUAUGUAACCUGAUAUUGUCUGAAAGGCUUGCAUACUUCUAUGGGAGACCUUUGUUUUAAAACGAGGAGGUGCGGGGAAGUGGAUCCUAGGCUCAGAAGAUAAGUGGGAAUCAUAGCAAGUAGGAAAAGAUGAGGAUGGGUCAGUGUACGUCUGUGAGUGAAUCACUACAGAUUUUACUGAAACAGAACAAAUACUUGAUAAAGAAUCAGUAAAUAGACAAUUAGAUUUAAUACACAUGUUUGAGAAUUGCAGAUAUCACUUUUGUUAUUCUUAGAACAAUUUCCCAAUAUUAAAAGUUGUUUGGGAAUAGAAUUGGUUGGAGGAGCUUCUUCAAUGACUUAUUUCUUGAAAUAUCGACAUUAUAGUUUAUUAUUUGGGUACAAAGUAUGCUCAAAAGUUUGCUUGAACAUCUUUCCUUUCUGUAUGGUAAUCAGUAAGAUUAAAUUAGAGAUGGCUGCAAUAGUAUUGUAAAGGAACUAUGAAGAGACCUUAAUUUUAAAUUUGAGGGAUCUGUACAGUAAGCUAAAUAGCUUAAAGAUGUCAGAACUUAAUCACUUAAUUUUUCAGCUAUUUUUUUCCCCCAAUAAUGUACCAUGACUUUUCAGACCCAUUACUUAAAGAUAUUCAAUAUCUCCUGCUCUACAUUCAAGGCAUUUGGCACAUUGCAGGAUUUGAGUCACAGCUGUGUACUUUCCUUUUUUUGUUAAAAUACUAGUUAAGUGGUUCUAGAUUAGUUUAGGACAAAUUCCCUUUUAAGAAAAAAUAAAAAAAUAAACUGGAAAGGUAAUAAACACAAGUUACUUUGUAAACGUGAAAAUUCCUUCAAAAACUAGUUUAACUAUAAACUUGAGCCAAAUUGGAAUAUAGAAAAGUUUUGAGUGCCUUGUUAACAUAGUCUUAAACAUGUUUUCAGUCUAGUUUUACAGACUUGUGAAACUAGUUUUUUAAAAAGAAUCUGAUUUGAUCUUGCCUUUAUAUUGUGAUAAGAAUAUUCACUGAUACUGUGUAGAUAUUAUCUAGAGAUGGAGUUUUACUAAAGUAUGCCUGCUUAUUUAUAGCAGUAUUACUUACAAUUUGUGGCUAAUGUAAACACUAAAUUGUUUGAGAAAGUUGCUUUGAGUUAUUCGAUCUCUCUGAGCUUCUCGACAAUAUUGCAAAUGUCAAAAGUUAUAUUUUGCUCUUUUAAUAGUUGCUGAUGAAUUGUGUAGAGCUUGGGUCAUAACUUGUGUUGAAUAGAUCACAGACAGAAGUUCUUACAGACCACUGCAGUGUUACUUUUAGUAACUCUGCCUUUUUUCUGUCCAAGUGUUCAGUUCUACAGUAAUCGUUCUUUACCUUUGGAAAGGAGCAGGAGUUUUCUUAAACACUACAAUUUAGUUCUGAUACAUCAGUUUUGGUGCCUGACUAGGUGUGACAUAAAGGAUUAUUGCUGACUGUAUAAAUGACCUACAGGAGGAAUGUAUCAUUCCCCAUAGUACUGUACAUUCCUGUUUCCCUUCCCUAAGUGCUGGAAUUCAUAUACUAUUUUCCUUUUACAAUACAGAAUGUGUUUUGUUCAUGGAGUAAAAUAAUGUUGUCUAUAAAGUUUUAUUGUGUGCCGUUUUUAUAGUUACAGCUGCAGUAAGUAUGAAAGUUCUGACUCAGGGCUUUAACAACUUAAACACAUUCAUAAAUGUUCUUCAGUGCAUCUUGGAGAAUAUUAGAGGUUUAAUGGUUGUGUAGUGCCUUGACAGAACAAUUGAAUUGGCAGCAGCCAUAGAUCCUUUACAGAAUAGAAGUACAUGUGAAUCUACAAACUGGGUUUGUGCAGCAUAAAUGUAUAUGUAGUAUAUGUGUUGCAUUUAAACCACUUAUUUGUCUUUCUGUAAAGGAAAGUUAGCAGAUUUAACUUUUGUUAGGCUUUUGGUAAGUCUUGUUUAUGGUAACUGCACCAAUGGAACAAUUAUGAUAGGAGCCUGAGGACGGUAUUCCAAAUCAGACAAAUAGCUUUUGGGAGAGAGGAUGGAUAGAAAAUUCUACAUAAUGACAUUUUUGGUAGGAAAGGAGAAUCAUUUUAUAAACCAACUUCUAGCAAAAAUUAGCUUCAUAAUUUGGACCUAGCAAAUCUUUCUAUAAACAAGAAGUCUGCAUGGCAUUUCAUAGUUACGAAAGUAAGUCUUACUCUGGGCUUCUAGGAAAGUAUUUUCUUGUCCCACGCUUAGUUAUGGGUGCAACUUGCUCUGUAGUAGAAAAUGGGUUUUACUGAACCACAACAACAUUUUUUGCUUUUGUUAGAAAAUCAACUUUGCAUUUUUGGUAAAUUGUAGAUUUGACCUGACUGUUGACUGGAUUAAAUUCAAGUUGUGUGUGAAUGUAGUUGAUUUCUGUACUGCAAAUAGCUUUACAUAAUUGCAUUGAUUAAAACUGCUUAGCAAGGCCUAAGCUUUUCAAAACAAAUACUAAUGUACCGUAUUGUUAAUAAAACUUAUUAUAUAAUGAGUCUCA
Molecule: messenger RNA, 9637 nt
Organism: Gopherus evgoodei (Goodes thornscrub tortoise)
Lineage: Eukaryota; Metazoa; Chordata; Testudines; Testudinidae
Gene: MIB1
Product: mindbomb E3 ubiquitin protein ligase 1
Exons: 22
Coding region: 335-3400 (1021 amino acids)
Biological process (GO): protein ubiquitination
Cellular component (GO): cytoplasm
Molecular function (GO): zinc ion binding; protein binding; ubiquitin-protein transferase activity
Source: RefSeq, a predicted model, not a curated record